Dentiscutata heterogama is the source of this 499-nucleotide messenger RNA. The record is from the annotation of a GenBank genome assembly. Lineage: Eukaryota; Fungi; Glomeromycota; Glomeromycetes; Diversisporales; Gigasporaceae.
GUCCCCUUUUGAAGAUGAAUUUAUUCCAUCUACUGAUAUGGUUACCGAUUGGUGGAUAUCUGUUGAACUUAAAAGAAAUGAAGAUUAUAUAAAAACUCUUGCUCUAAAAGUACAUUCAAUUUUACCUCAUAAUGCUGCCUAUGAGCGAGUCUUCAGCAUAUUAAGCUGCGUUGAACGUUUAGAGGUUAUGGCCCAGAUGCACUCAUUUUUAGUCGAGAAUACUAAAUCAGAACUCAAUUACGUGGAUCAAAAGCUUCACCAAGAAAAUCUAUUGUCUAUUUUUGAUAGAAUUACGAGUUCUAUAGAGGAUGGGACUGAUUUAUUUAGUGAAGAAGAAUCAUAUUCUUUUUUGGAUGAGCUUGCAGAAGAAAAUAUGGAAGAAGAUGAGGAAGAACUGGAAGAUUUAGUUAACAAAAAUUUGACAAGCUUAGAAGUCAGAAAUUUAAUAUCUUUGCCUUCCAAGUUAGAGUUCAAUGAAUCUUCAAGUUUAAACGAAGAG